GUGACAGCCAGCCAGCAAGCUGAUGUGCCACGCCAGAAAGUUAGAUUGUAUUUGCCAUCGGGAGAAACAGGCCCCCAAACGCCGGGUCUUGGAUUAGUUCUUUUUUUCCGGCAACGACCACUCGUUCCCGUGCCUGGAUCGCUCAUCGCUGCCGUUCGUGUUGCUGUGUGCCAUUGAUUGUCCGCGUGCUGUCUGGUGCGGUAUAGAUUGUGCCUUCCAGCUCCACAAUGGUGCACUGAAGGAGCUAUUGUUGCAAGCCGCCAAAGCAAUGCACCUGCAGAAACGACGAGUUUCAUCAGAGGGCAACAACAACAACGACGACGAAGACCGGGAUUUGGCGAACUACGACGGGCGCAGAUAGUACGCGAGCCAGGGCUACCAUUCUUUUAGAGCUUUCUGCGUCAAAGCAAGUGGUGUAUAGGUUGCAGCCGGUUGGCGACGCUGCACAAACCUUUGGUGGCGUCUGUUCUAGUCAUAGCGACAAACGUAUAGCGACCGGUGUGUUAACGGUGUGAUUAAAGAGCCAAAAGAGUUGUGAGCACUGCAGAUAGGGUGUGAAGUAAGAGUGCAUCUGCCGGACGCUAAGAUGGAUCAAGUAACGAAGCUACGCAUGAACCUGGAAAAGCAGGAAAGCCUUAUAAAGCUGGGCAUCCUGACGACGGCCGCUAUUCUGUCCUUCUCGACGCGUCUGUUCUCCGUCCUGCGGUUCGAGAGUGUCAUUCACGAGUUCGAUCCGUACUUCAACUAUCGCACCACGAAGCAUCUUGCCGAGCAAGGGUUUUACAACUUCCACAACUGGUUCGAUGAUCGAGCCUGGUACCCGCUGGGCCGUAUCAUCGGCGGCACCAUCUAUCCCGGGCUGAUGAUUACCUCCGCCGUACUGUACCGCUUGAUGUGGCUGGUAAACAUUACCGUCGACAUACGGAACGUGUGCGUGUUUCUGGCCCCGUUCUUUUCCUCCCUGACCACGAUCGUCACGUACCUGCUGACGAAGGAGAUUCACAGCAGUGGUGCGGGGCUGGUCGCCGGCGCGAUGAUCUCGAUUGUGCCCGGGUACAUUUCGCGCUCGGUCGCCGGCUCGUACGACAACGAAGGUAUUGCGAUCUUCUGUAUGCUGCUGACGUACUACACCUGGAUCAAGGCGGUCAAGACGGGCGCGAUACUGUGGGCAACGUUUGCUGCGCUCGCCUACUUCUACAUGGUAUCGUCCUGGGGUGGGUACGUGUUUCUCAUCAACCUGAUACCGCUGCACGUGCUGGCACUGAUGGCGACGGGCCGGUUUACGCAUCGCGUGUACAUCGCCUACAGCACGCUGUACACGAUCGGCACCAUCCUGUCGAUGCAGAUUUCGUUCGUUGGCUUUCAACCGGUGCAGAGCUCGGAGCACAUGCUCGCGUUCGGUGUGUUUGGGCUGUGUCAGCUGCACGCGUUCGUCGACUACGUACGCUCGGCGGUACCGAAGGAACACUUCGACACGCUGUUUCAAGCGCUGAUCGUUACGAUAGCGUCGGUGGCGGCACUGAUCGGGCUGGCGCUAACCGUCACCGGCAAAAUUUCACCCUGGACCGGUCGGUUCUACUCGCUGCUUGAUCCGUCCUACGCUAAAAACCACAUCCCCAUCAUCGCGUCCGUGUCCGAGCAUCAGCCGACGUCCUGGUCAUCGUUUUACUUCGAUCUGCAAAUACUGGUAUUUCUGUUCCCGGCCGGACUGUACUUCUGCUUUUCCAAGCUCUCGGAUGCAAACAUUUUCAUCAUCCUGUACGGUGUGACGAGCAUUUACUUUGCGGGCGUAAUGGUGCGCCUGAUGCUGGUGCUUGCACCGGUCAUGUGUAUCCUGUCCGGCAUUGCAAUCUCCCACCUGCUGACCAAGUACAUCCGCAACAUGGAUGUGAGCGGUGCGAACGUGGCGACCGUCGCGGAAGGUAGCAACCGCAAAACGAAGGCACGGUACGAGCAGCAAUCGUCGGUGAAGAAUGAGGUUGCGAUUGGCUUUGUGCUGCUCGUUACCUUCCUGCUCGUCACGUACACGUUCCACUGCACCUGGGUGACGUCGGAGGCGUACAGCUCGCCAAGCAUCGUGCUGAGCGCCCGAUCGCAGGACGGUGGACGGAUCAUUUUCGACGAUUUCCGUGAGGCGUACUAUUGGCUGAAGAUGAACACACCGGAGGAUGCGCGCGUAAUGUCUUGGUGGGAUUACGGUUACCAAAUAACGGCCAUGGCGAACCGUACCAUCCUGGUGGACAACAAUACCUGGAACAAUACGCACAUUUCGCGCGUGGGACAAGCGAUGGCAUCGACCGAGGAUAAGGCGUACGAAAUCAUGAAGGAGCUGGACGUGGACUAUGUGUUGGUCAUUUUCGGUGGCUUAACUGGCUACUCGUCGGAUGAUAUCAACAAAUUCCUUUGGAUGGUACGAAUCGGUGGCAGCACGGAUCGUGGCGCACACAUUAAGGAGAUGGACUACUACGCACCGAGCGGCGAUUUCCGGAUCGACAAGGAAGGAUCGCCCGUGCUGCUGAACUGCUUGAUGUACAAGAUGUGCUACUAUCGCUUCGGCCAGGUGUACACGGAGGGUGGCAAAGCGCCCGGGUAUGAUCGUGUGCGGGGGGCCGAGAUCGGCAACAAAGACUUCGAGCUGGAUGUGCUGGAGGAGGCGUACACGACCGAACACUGGCUGGUGCGCAUCUACAAGGUGAAGGAUCUUAGCAAUCGUGGUGUGUAAGCGCUCACCGAAGGCUGUCUCUUCAUACACCUUUACCGCUACUUUGAUUCCUUUCGAUAAGAUGCAUACUUAACUUAAUCCCUUUUCACACACACACUCUCUCUAAACAAGUUCGGUUAUUCGCUGUAUGCAAUGGUUCCCCCCCCCCCCCCCCCUUUAAAUGCUAAACGAACAAAUAUCGCACGUGGACCACCGACUGCCUGGCGCAUUGUGUUCCACCGAAUUGGUUAAGUACAUCUUCCUCAUUGUAUUUUGUUUUUCCCGACAGUUUUCCUUAAAUUUGUGUGUAUUACUAGUACCCGAAAAUGCUGUUGAAGUGGAGUUUUCUUCACGUGAUAAGUGCAUUUUUUUUUUCUCUACCCAACCAGUGGCUUUGUAUUAUUUCUUAAUGCUAAACCAGCGUUCAUUUAUUGUUUGGAUUCUUCCUUCCCCAAAAACAAAAAAAAAAACAAAACAAAGAACCAAAACUUUAAGCGCACACGAUCCUUACAAUAUAGACAAAAGCAAAUGCGAACGUCCUAUGCAAGCAAAAGCAACUUUGAAAAUGGCAAUGGUGAGGAUAAUCUAAGAAAUUUCGGAGGAUAUCAUUCCACGCAUAAACUCACAAAGAAAACAGACACAAUAACGCACGAGAGCAAUAGGUGAAAAAGUGAAGCAAACUCACAAAACUGCCACUCACACAAGUCAAGGUAUCCUAUUAAAGACAAACAACAACAAAAAAAAAAACAAAUAAAACACAUAAAUAAUUGAAUUUUACAA
Molecule: messenger RNA, 3481 nt
Organism: Anopheles stephensi (Asian malaria mosquito)
Lineage: Eukaryota; Metazoa; Arthropoda; Insecta; Diptera; Culicidae
Gene: Stt3A
Product: dolichyl-diphosphooligosaccharide--protein glycosyltransferase subunit STT3A
Exons: 4
Coding region: 587-2722 (711 amino acids)
Biological process (GO): post-translational protein modification
Cellular component (GO): membrane
Molecular function (GO): dolichyl-diphosphooligosaccharide-protein glycotransferase activity
Source: RefSeq, a predicted model, not a curated record